GUCAACAUAACUGUUUGACUCUAUGACCUGUUUUUGUCUAAUUCAAGAAAAAAUUGUUUAGUCAAAUAAAUCAAAAUAUUUUUUUCUUUUACUUUUUGACAGAACAUAAAAAAGAACAACAAAUAUAGUAUAAACGUAUCCAGUUGUUUUACGCUGUUUGAUACGGGAGAUAUUUUUGUAAGUUUAACAUGAACUUUCACAGACAUUAGUUAAGUCGAAAUAAAUUUUAUAUAAUAUUUAAAUUGUUUUCAAAAUCUAAGUAACAAAUUCAGAAUUAAUUCUGCUCUAAAAAAUCCUAAAAAACAGAAUUAGGCAAAACAAUGCAGCAAAUAGUUAAGUUAUAUGUUAUUUACAGUCUUUGCCGAAAACCACUAAAAGUAGCAAUUAGUCAGAACAAAACUCCAACGAAACGUCGCUAUUAAAGACACCAAACACAUUAAAAACGAAAUAAAGACACAGAGCGGUGGUGUAGCAUGCACAUUUAAUAUGACUCCAUUCAACCACAACUUUCCUUCCUCUGCAAUUUCAUAUCAUAAAACGUAUAUCAAUAAAACUAUUUAAUUUGAGUUUUUCCGUAUGUAGCCAGUGCAAAAAGCGAUUAUAAAUCGUUUGUCUGGGGUGAAACCCUCCGCCGCGAACCGUAAAAUUAACCACUUAGCAUCAUCGACAGCUUCGUCCUCUGAAGUCGAUAAUCUGCUGCCGAUGUAGACUUUUCCUCCUACGGAGUCAAUUUUCCCUUUGUUGAAUCAAUAAAAUAAAACAUACUUACCUUCCAGCAGGACGAGAUUACAGUCACGCAUCAUCUUUAUUUUGAGGACACAAUUUUAAAUUAGUCUGUAGCUGAUGAGCAGCGUGACGCAGGGAUGGCGGCGUCGCAUCCCAACAAUCAUGCCGCCAAAUUAAACAGAACAUUUCUUAAGAAAUGUAAAGAAAGCACUUGGAAGGGAUCAAGACGUCCCUCUAUUUCAUGACUACCAGUUAGAUGCCUGUGCCCUACCUGGCAACAUGUCAGUGCUGUGAUCAACACAACUGGAAUAACACGGGCUAUUGUUUUAAAUCUAUAAAAAUUUCCUUUUUGGAAAUACACUGCAUCGAUUUGAGCUUUCCGGGAACUCCCUUCAGAUUCUUAACACUUGAUAUUUGGAAAAAGAACUCAGGUGGACACAGUUGAAAAAGGAGGCAAGCCAAUCAGAGUGCUCCUUCCCCCUUUGGCCAAUGACAGACGCCACAUUGUUGUCAAAUUUGUCUAAUGAAAACGUAGGAGCAACAAUAGAGAGGGGAGAGAGGGAUCUGUAUCCACUCACAAUCUCAGGAGGAAGUUAGUGUCUCAGGCUGCGGCGAGUGGCAACCUCGGCUCCUCCUGCGCAUUUUCCUCCUUUUAGCCGCAGGAAUGAGCUCUCCUCUCGGCUCCUGCUCCGUUCGGACCUAAAAUCGACUGUAUCGGUGCCCGUUUUGCGUCUUCGACAGCCUCGGACAGUUUCUUUCACGCGCCCGUCGCUGCUGUUUUGGCUGAUUCGAGCAGACGAGCGCCACUGCCUUCACCUGUUGCCCAGCGAUGUUUGGAGGCGCCGAGCGGAUGUGAUCGUCCCGCCGCAGUUUGUAGCGAAGCAGAUCGUUCAGAUAACGCCGCGGUUUUCGUUUCCUUUCGGCCUUCGGCGCAGUUACACCCGAGAGUCCCACGGGCAUGGAUCUGAGACCGGAGCUCCCCACGGCGUCGUCCGCCUCUCAAGUCCACGCCGGGGCCGCGGCCGCCGCCGCCGCAGCCUCCAUCCCCGUGUCCAUGGCCGGCAACCUGCUGCGCGGCCCGCCGCUCCUCCUGCGCGCCGCGGACAAGUACCCGCGCACCCCGAAGUGCGCGCGCUGCCGGAACCACGGCGUGGUGUCGGCGCUGAAGGGCCACAAGCGCUACUGCCGCUGGAAGGACUGCAUGUGCGCCAAGUGCACCCUGAUCGCGGAGCGGCAGCGGGUGAUGGCGGCCCAGGUGGCUCUGCGGCGGCAGCAGGCGCAGGAGGAGAACGAGGCCCGGGAGCUGCAGCUGCUCUACGGCACCGCGGAGGGGCUGGCACUGGCCGCCGCCAACGGCAUCAUCCCGCCGCGGCCGAACUACGAGGUGUUCGGCUCCGUGAACGGCGAGAGCAACUCGGAUUCAAAUAUCCAGAAGUAUGAGCUCUUUCCAAAAACCCCGCUGUCCGGGUCCGGCACCUCCCAACAGCCUGCGGGGAAACCAGCGUCCACCGAGAGCGACUCGGCCCCGGGCAUCUCGUCUCCAGACGCCCGACACGGGGGUUCGGGUUCGGAGAACGGGGACAGCGAGUCGUUCAUCAGUUCGCCCGUGCCCAAGCCCUUAAAGGACGGAGGAGAGACUCCUGGGUCCGUCAGCUCCAUCGGUUCCGAUUCCGGCUCAGAGACCGACAAAGACGAGCCGGAGCCCUCCCCGUCCUCCGCGGCCUCCCGGCACAUGAACGCCAUCGACAUCCUGACCCGCGUGUUCCCCAGCCACAAGCGCAGCGUCCUGGAGCUCGUGCUGCAGGGCUGCGGCAAAGACGUGGUGCAGGCCAUCGAGCAGAUCCUCAACAACAGCGGCGCCCACGGCUCCAACAAGGCCGGGCCGGACGAGCCGUGGACGGCGGAGAGGAUGCUCCAGAACGCCCAGCAGCAGCAGCAGCAGCAGCAGCCGCCGCCGUCCUCCGCGUCCGCCGCCACCACGCCCACGAGACCCCUGCUGCCCGGGGCCAUGACGCUGAGCAACCGCUCCGCGUUCUCGCCCCUGCAGCCCAACGCCGCGCACUUCGGCGCCGACCCCAGCGCGUACCCGCUGGGCGCCCCGCUGGGACUGAACCCGCUGCGGCUGGCCUACUCGGCGCACAGCCGCGGACUGGCCUUCAUGACGCCCUACUCCACCACCGGGCUCAUGCCCACGCUGGGCUUCCGACCCCCGAUGGACUAUGCCUUCAGCGACCUAAUACGGGACAGGACGAUGCUGCACAAGGAGCAGGGCUACGCCGGCGGCCUGUACGGGCCGCUGGUCAACAACACGCCGGACAAGCAGUGAGGCCGGAGCGGGAGCAGAGACACAUUCCGUUGUAUUUGUAGCCACAAGUGUUGAAUGUUCUGGCAAAAAUCGGUGAUAUGUUUUGGCUACAGGCUGCUGUAAGUAAUGGGAUUAUCUGGCGUGUAGUCAAAUGGUCUGAGAGAGCGAGAGAAAAAAACUAAAGUCACUUUGCGUGAUUUUAUAAGUUGGACAAGGGGUCGGAUGACGUCCCUCAUUUAUGGGCGAGUAAAAAGCAUGAAACUGAAAAUAUUUAUACAUUCCAAAAUAAACCACGACCGAGCCGAGUUGGCGGGAGCUACGCUCUCAGACGAAGCGGGCGACCACUUCACACAGGCUUUUAUCGCUGAGGUAUCUUUCAGUUGUGCAGCAUUUAAAAACAAAAUAACCUAGAAAUGAUUUAUUAGAGUUAUAACCUUUUAAAGCGCAUCGGUUGUUUUUCCCCCCAUCUGGUUGACGAAACCAUCCACAGUUAAACAUUUUUCAAUUUUCCAAAUCGAACUUUAAAUAUGCAUUUCUCUCCACACACAUGAAGUGAUAAACUGAUGAAUGAUGCAGUUAAAUUAUUACCACAUAGCUUCCAGAUGUUAACCCUGUUUCCUGUUGUAAAAGUUGAACUAAUGAUGUGUAAAUGCCAUCCUUCUGUUUUUUUAUGUAUUAUUUCACUUCUCACGUCUUUAGUUCGUUUCCAGCUGCCUGUAUUAUGUAUCGCAUUUGGUAAUAUGAAAUGCUAUAUGCUAUAUUUGACCUUUCAUUUUAUCUGUUAGUCAGUUCAAAUAUUUCGUGACAAAGUGCUGGAUCAGUUCCUCUUCAGAUGUUGCAAGCUGUGCUGUCACAUUGUAUGAAUAUGCUGGAAAUAAAUGUUAUUUUAAAGAA
Messenger RNA from Betta splendens (Siamese fighting fish), 3925 nucleotides. RefSeq names its product DMRT-like family A2 (gene dmrta2). The record is from RefSeq and is a predicted model, not a curated record. The coding region runs from base 1685 to 3052 and encodes 455 amino acids. NCBI's taxonomy places the organism in Eukaryota, Metazoa, Chordata, Actinopteri, Anabantiformes, Osphronemidae. Gene Ontology annotation, cellular component: nucleus. Gene Ontology annotation, biological process: germ cell development; sex differentiation; regulation of transcription by RNA polymerase II. The transcript has 2 exons. Gene Ontology annotation, molecular function: protein binding; DNA-binding transcription factor activity, RNA polymerase II-specific; RNA polymerase II cis-regulatory region sequence-specific DNA binding.